Nelumbo nucifera (sacred lotus) is the source of this 3715-nucleotide messenger RNA. Its product is annotated as C2 calcium/lipid-binding plant phosphoribosyltransferase family protein. The record is from RefSeq and is a predicted model, not a curated record. NCBI's taxonomy places the organism in Eukaryota, Viridiplantae, Streptophyta, Magnoliopsida, Proteales, Nelumbonaceae.
CCCCAAACAGUCCCUCCAGGCUAUCGCCUCGAUCAACGACACUGUUAUCUCUCUCAUUUUUUCCCUCCAUUUAAGAUUCUCGGAUUCUCUGCCAGAUUCUGGCAUGCGCUCCUGCUCAUCUUACCUUACUCCCUCUCACCUGUCAAGCCUCCUCUGUACCCUUCUCUGGUUCACUGCUUUACCGGAUUUAGACUCCUCCCUCCCUUGAGCCUCCCGUUUUGUCUCCUUGUCACUCUUCCUUCACGCGCCCCUAAACCCUCAAACUAAAACCUCUCUCGACUCUAAACCCUUCUGGGUUCUCUCUCUCUCUCUGUAUAAUCCAAUAUUCCUCGUUACCUCUUUCUCUGGUUCUGUUCUUUCUUUCUCUCUUGUUAAGUGCGAGACAUGAACCACAAAAAAGAGAAGCUCGUGGUGGAAGUGGUUGGAGCGCAUAACUUAAUGCCCAAAGAUGGCCAAGGCUCGUCCUCGCCAUUUGUGGAAGUGAUCUUUGAAAACCAGACGCGAAGGACCCAAGUGAAGUUUAAGGAUUUGAAUCCGAUAUGGAACGAAAAGCUCGUUUUCGAUGUAAAUGAUGUCGCUGAUCUUCCGUACAGGACUGUGGAAAUUAAUAUAUUUAACGAGAAGAAAUCCGGCAACAGUCGAAACUUUCUGGGUAAGGUUAGAGUGUCUGGCUCGAGUUUUGCUAGAGAGGGAGAAGAGAUUGUUCAGCUCUACACCCUUGAGAAAAGGAGCUUGUUUUCUCAUAUUCGUGGUGACAUCAGUCUCAAGCUCUAUCUUUCCACCAAGGAAGAGAGGAAAGAUGAAGGGAAUGCUUCUACCAGUUUUGUGAAGCAGAAGCAGAAGAAGGUCAAUCAAGUCUCGACGUCUUCGUCUAUGUCUUUGCAGCAGCAACAGAACCAGCAACAACAGCAGCAGUUGAUGCAGGAGAACCACAAACGGCCACAACCACCUCAGCAUGGAAAACCGAUAGAGCUGACAAACCCAGGUGAGAUUAAACCUGUUGUGAUCACCACUGGACCCCCCGGUCCAUCUAUCCUCGCUCCCACCGUUGGUGGUGGUGGUGGUGUCGGCGUUGGUGGUGGAUUGAUGGGUUUCCAUUAUAGUGGCUCGAACGAGUUUUCUCUAAAAGAAACUAGUCCUCAUUUGGGUGGUGGGUCGUCUAGUAAAGAUAAAACCAGUUCAACUUAUGAUCUUGUCGAGCAGAUGCAGUAUUUGUACGUUCGAGUUGUUAAAGCUCGCGACUUUUCGAUCUUUGGAGGUGGGGAAGUGGUGGCGGAGGUGAAGCUUGGCAACUACAGAGGUAUCACGAAGAGGGCUAGUUCCAGUAAUGCUGAAUGGAACCAGGUUUUUGCUUUCUCGAAGGACUGUAUACAGUCAUCCAUGGUGGAGAUUUUUGUGAAGGAGAAGGAAAAAGAUGACUUCUUGGGCCGUAUCUGGUUCGACUUGAGCGAGGUGCCGAAACGGGUUCCGCCAGACAGUCAGUUGGCUCCACAGUGGUACCGAAUGGAGGACAAGAAAGGGGAGAAGGCCAAGGCUGGAGAGGUGAUGGUUUCUGUCUGGUUCGGCACUCAGGCCGAUGAAGCAUUUGCAGAGGCGUGGCAUUCAAAGGCGGCAAAUGUCCAUUUCGACGGUCUCUGUUCUAUCAAGUCGAAGGUCUAUCUGUCUCCAAAGCUGUGGUAUCUUCGAGUGACUAUCAUUGAAGCACAGGACAUUGUGCCCGGCGAGAAAGGGUCGGCAAUGGCAAGGUAUCCAGAGCUUUCGGCAAAGGCCCAGGUAGGAAACCAGGUACUGAGAACCAGGACUGCUCCGGCUUCGCCGAAUCGAAGCCUUUCGAACCCGUUCUGGAACGAGGACAUGAUAUUCGUCGUCCCCGAGCCCCUGGAAGAUUAUCUGAUGGUGUGUGUGGAGGAUCGAAUAGGGCCAGGAAGAGACGAGGUCCUGGGUCGGGUACUGAUUCCGGUGAUGGCAAUAGAACGGAGGACCGAUGAUAAGCCGGUGGUUUCCAAGUGGUUCAGCCUCGACAUGCAUUACAACUUCACCGAGUCCAAGGUGGUUUCGAGGUUUGGUUCACGGAUUCAUCUCCGGGUCUCACUUGACGGGGGAUAUCACGUCCUGGAUGAAUCGACGAUGUACAGCAGCGAUGUCCGGCCGACAGCGAAGCAGCUGUGGAAGCCCCACAUUGGGGUGCUGGAGAUGGGCAUACUGGGAGCAAGUGGGCUCAUGCCGAUGAAGCUCAAAGAGGGAAAAGGCAGCUCUACGGAUGCAUACUGUGUAGCCAAGUAUGGGCAGAAAUGGGUCCGCACGCGUACUGUCGUGGACAGCUUGGCGCCAAAGUGGAACGAGCAGUAUACGUGGGAAGUGUUCGACCCUUGCACUGUGAUCACUGUUGGAGUGUUCGACAAUUGUCACCUGGACAAAACCAGCGUCACAGUGGGCGCCGGGGUUCGUGAUUCUCGGAUUGGCAAGGUCAGAAUCCGGCUGUCCACGUUGGAGUCCGACCGAGUCUACACUCAUGCAUACCCACUGCUGAUGCUGCACACCUCGGGCGUCAAGAAAAUGGGGGAGCUUCACUUGGCUGUUCGAUUUUCAUGCGCCAACAUGGCUAAUGUCCUGCACAUGUACAUGUCCCCACUGCUGCCCAAGAUGCACUACGUGCGGCCAUUGUCAGUCAACCAACUGGAGAGCCUGAGGUACCAGGCAAUGAAUGUGGUCGCUGCCAGGUUGAGUCGGGCAGAGCCACCGCUGGGGAGAGAGGUGGUUGAGUACAUGCUGGACCAUGACUCGCACAUGUGGAGCAUGAGACGAAGCAAGGCUAACUUCUUCCGACUGGUAUCUGUACUGGGGAUACUUAUCGCCAUGGGACGAUGGGUGGAAUCCAUCCGAAGUUGGCAAAAGCCUGUAUACUCGGUCCUCUUCCUGGCGUUCUUUCUUGUGCUUGUCUCCUUUCCCGAGCUGAUCCUCCCAACCAUACUGCUCUGUCUUUCUUUCACGGGUCUUUGGCGGUAUCGCUCACGGCCGCGUCACCCUCCCCACAUGGACACUAGACUCUCGUACGCAGAGACAGCGUUUGCCGAUGAACUGGAUGAGGAGUUCGACACAUUUCCAACAACCCGGAGCGCUGAGCUCGUACGAAUGAGGUAUGACCGGCUGAGGAGUGUGGCUGGGAGGAUACAAACAGUUGUGGGUGAUUUGGCAACUCAAGGCGAACGCUUCCAAGCAUUGCUUAGUUGGAGAGAUCCACGGGCCACUUUCCUGUUCGUGGUGCUUUGUUUGAUUGCUGCCGUCGGUUUCUACGCCGUGCCGUUUCGUGUGGUGGUGGCCUUGUGGGGGUUGUAUGCCUUGAGGCCACCCAGGUUCAGGAGCAAGCUGCCCUCUCCGGCUCUGAGCUUCUUCAGAAGGCUGCCUUCUAAAGCUGAUAGUUUAUUGUAGAAAAAAAAAAGAUAGAGAAAUGCAUGGUUUUGUUUUUGGGGUUGUUUGUUGGAUUAAGGCUUUUUGGUUUUUGUAAUUAUUAUAUGGGGUUUUUUUAGAACUUAUUGGAAGCCUCAUCAUGUACUCACUCAUGUGGUGGUGGCAUAUGGCCAUAUGCCCUCUUUGUUUAGAUAAUUGGAUGUAGACCCUGUCCUCUCCUCUUGGUGGUGGUGACUGUUGAAGGGGGAGGGGGGGACAAUUUUGUAAUUUGGAUUUGGAAUGAACAGAUGUCUUAUCUUUUGUAUAA